AUGGCGGGGGCGCCGCGCGGCCGAGGCGGCGGCGGAGGCGGCGGCGGAGGCGGAGGCGGUGGCGGAGGCGGUGGCGGUGGCGGUGCGGGCGAACCCGGGGGCGCCGAGCGGGCGGCCGAGCCGGGCUGCCGGCGCGGGCUGCGGGCGUGCGACGAGGAGUUCGCGUGCCCCGAGCUGGAGGCGCUGUUCCGCGGCUACACGCUGCGCCUGGAGCAGGCGGCCACGCUGAAGGCGCUGGCCGUGCUCAGCUUGCUGGCGGGCGCGCUGGCGCUGGCCGAGCUGCUGGGCGCGCCGGGGCCCGCGCCCGGCCUGGCCAAGGGCUCGCACCCCGUGCACUGCGUGCUCUUCCUGGCGCUGCUCGUGGUCACCAACGUCCGCUCGCUGCAGGUGCCGCAGCUGCAGCAGGUCGGGCAGCUGGCGCUGUUCUUCAGCCUCACCUUCGCGCUGCUCUGCUGCCCCUUCGCGCUCGGCGGCCCCGCCGGCUUCCGCGCGGGGACGGCUGCGGGGCCGGCGGCCGCGGACCAGGGCGUCUGGCAGCUCCUCCUGGUCACCUUCGUGUCCUACGCCCUGCUGCCCGUGCGCAGCUUGCUGGCCGUCGGCUUCGGGCUCGUGGUGGCCGCCUCGCACUUGGUGGUCACGGCCACCUUGGUGCCCGCCAAGCGCCCGCGUCUCUGGAGGACGCUCGGCGCCAACGCCCUGCUCUUCGUGGGUGUGAACAUGUACGGGGUGUGCGCCCGGGUGCUGGCUGAGCGCUCCCAGAGGCGGGCCUUCCUGCAGGCGCGGACCUGCGUCGAGGACCGGCUGCGGCUGGAGGACGAGAACGAGAAGCAGGAGCGGCUGCUCAUGAGCCUCCUGCCCCGGAACGUUGCCAUGGAGAUGAAGGAGGACUUUCUGAAGCCCCCCGAGAGGAUUUUCCACAAGAUUUACAUCCAGCGGCACGACAACGUGAGCAUCCUCUUCGCGGACAUCGUGGGCUUCACGAGCCUGGCGUCACAGUGCACGGCCCAGGAGCUGGUCAAGCUGCUCAACGAGCUCUUCGGCAAGUUCGACGAGCUGGCCACGGAGAACCACUGCCGGCGCAUCAAGAUCCUGGGGGACUGCUACUACUGCGUGUGCGGCCUCACGCAGCCCAAGGCCGACCACGCCCACUGCUGUGUGGAGAUGGGUCUGGACAUGAUCGACACCAUCACGUCCGUGGCCGAGGCCACCGAGGUGAACCUGAACAUGCGCGUGGGGCUGCACACCGGCAGGGUCCUCUGCGGCGUCCUGGGCCUGCGCAAGUGGCAGUACGACGUGUGGUCCAACGACGUGACCCUGGCCAACGUCAUGGAGGCCGCGGGCCUGCCCGGGAAGGUCCACAUCACGCAGGCGACCCUGGCCUGCCUGAACGGCGACUACGAGGUGGAGCCGGGCCACGGGCAGGAGAGGAACAGCUUCCUGAGGGCGCACAACAUCGAGACCUUCUUCAUCGUGCCCUCGCACCGGCGGAAGAUAUUUCCAGGGCUGAUCCUCUCGGACAUAAAGCCGGCGAAGAGGAUGAAGUUCAAGACGGUGUGCUACCUGCUGGUGCAGCUCAUGCAGUGCCGCAAGAUGUUCAAGGCGGAGAUCCCCUUCUCCAACGUCAUGACGUGCGAGGACGACGACAAGCGCAGAGCCUUGAGAACAGCCUCGGAAAAGCUCCGAAACCGCCUGUCCUUCUCCACCAACGCUGUGUGCGCCACCCCGGGCACCCGCGUCAACAGAUACCUCGGCCGCCUCCUGGAAGCCCGCCAGACGGAGCUGGAGAUGGCCGACCUGGACUUCCUCACCCUCAAGUACAAGCAGGCCGAGCGGGAGCGCAAGUACCACCAGCUGCAGGACGAGUCCUUCACCGGCGCCGUGGUCCUCGCCCUCGUGCUGGCCGCCCUCCUCGGCCUCAUCCACCUUCUGGUCAUCCCGCAGAAUUUGGCUGUCCUGCUGCUGCUAGUGUUUUGCAUCUGCUUCCUGGUGGCCUGUGUCCUAUACCUGCAUAUCACCCGGGUCCAGUGUCUCCCAGGCUACCUGACCAUCCGGAUCCGCACCGCGCUGUGCGUCUGCAUAGUGGUCUUGGUCUACUCCGUGGCCCAGGGCUGCGUGGUGGGCUGCCUGCCCUGGGCCUGGAGCCCCAGCCCCAACGGGUCCCUCGUGGUCCUGUCCCCCGGGGGCCGGGCCCCGGCGCUGCCCGUGCCACCCUGCGAGGCCGCGCCCCACGCCCUGCUCUGCGGCCUCGUGGGCUCGCUCCCGCUGGCCGCCUUCCUGCGGGUCUCCUCGCUGCCCAAGCUGGCCCUGCUGGCCGCGCUCAGCACGUCCUACAUCCUGGUGCUGGAGCUCAGCGGGUACACCAAGGCUGCGGGGGGCGGCGCCGGCUCUGCACGCAGCUUCGAGCCGAUCAUGGCGACCCUGCUGUUCUCGUGCACGCUGGCCCUGCACGCCCGGCAGGUGGACGUCAAGCUGCGGCUGGACUACCUCUGGGCCGCGCAGGCGGAGGAGGAGAGGGACGACAUGGAGAAGGUGAAGCUGGACAACAGGAGGAUCCUCUUCAACCUCCUGCCGGCCCACGUCGCCCAGCACUUCCUCAUGUCCAACCCCCGGAACAUGGACCUCUACUACCAGUCGUACUCCCAGGUGGGCGUCAUGUUCGCGUCCAUCCCCAACUUCAACGACUUCUACAUCGAGCUGGACGGCAACAACAUGGGCGUGGAGUGCCUGCGGCUGCUCAACGAGAUCAUCGCUGACUUUGACGAGCUCAUGGACAAGGACUUUUACCAGGACCUGGAGAAGAUCAAGACCAUCGGCAGCACCUACAUGGCCGCGGUGGGGCUGGCGCCCGCGGCCGAGGCCCAGGCUAAGAAGUGCGUCUCCUCGCACCUCGGCACGCUGGCCGACUUCGCCAUCGAGAUGUUCGACGUCCUGGAUGAGAUCAACUACCAGUCCUACAACGACUUCGUGCUCCGCGUGGGCAUAAACGUCGGCCCCGUGGUGGCCGGGGUGAUCGGGGCUCGCCGGCCGCAGUACGACAUCUGGGGAAACACGGUCAACGUGGCCAGUCGCAUGGACAGCACCGGGGUCCCCGGCCGGAUCCAGGUGACCGAGGAGGUGCAGCGGCUGCUGCUGCGGCAGGGUGCCUACCACUUCCUGUGCCGCGGCAAGGUCAGCGUCAAGGGCAAGGGCGAGAUGCUGACCUACUUCCUGGAAGGCAGGACCGAGGGAAACGGCUCGCACACCAGGUCCCUGAGCUCCGGGCGGAAAACGUGUCCUUACGGGAGGGCCGGCCUCCAGACCGGGCCGGCCACGGGCCGUGCCCUGGCGCCCCCCGUGGCCGGCCUCCCGGUUGGAGCUGGGCCGGGGGCUCCGCAGGGCUCGGGGCUCGCGCCCCGGCCCCCGGCCCCAUACCCGCCCCCAGGAGCAGCUGGGAAGGAGGCUUAGCGGAGCCGUGCUGGCCGCUGGGGGCACAGGGCAGACGCUCGGGGCCUCAGUCGCUCCGGCAGCACCAGCCCGGCCAGCAGAGCAGGGCGGGGCGGGCGGCCGGCUGGGGAAGGGGCGCUGUCCAGGCAGGACCCGAGC
This is a messenger RNA of Pteronotus mesoamericanus, 3582 nucleotides long. It is a transcript of the gene ADCY1, whose product is annotated as adenylate cyclase 1. The transcript has 20 exons. The coding region runs from base 1 to 3444 and encodes 1147 amino acids. Gene Ontology annotation, biological process: adenylate cyclase-activating G protein-coupled receptor signaling pathway; intracellular signal transduction; cAMP biosynthetic process. Gene Ontology annotation, molecular function: adenylate cyclase activity. Gene Ontology annotation, cellular component: plasma membrane. The record is from RefSeq and is a predicted model, not a curated record. Lineage: Eukaryota; Metazoa; Chordata; Mammalia; Chiroptera; Mormoopidae.